Trichoderma harzianum CBS 226.95 is the source of this 867-nucleotide messenger RNA. RefSeq lists its product as hypothetical. The transcript has a single exon. The record is from RefSeq and is a predicted model, not a curated record. NCBI's taxonomy places the organism in Eukaryota, Fungi, Ascomycota, Sordariomycetes, Hypocreales, Hypocreaceae. Gene Ontology annotation, molecular function: protein binding. The annotation marks the transcript as partial.
GGUCAUGCCGACAGUAUCGAGGGGGUGGCCUUUUCACACGAUUCAGCGCUUAUAGCAUCAGGAUCAUCAGAUUUUACGGUCGAAAUCUGGGAUAGGAUCACAGGAAGAUGCCAAAAAUCACUCGAGGGUCAUAAUGGCAUUGUCAAUGCGGUGGCCUUUUCGCACGAUUCAACGCUUAUAGCAUCGGCAUCGGAUGAUUCUACUAUCAGGAUCUGGAACACCACAACAGGGCAAUGCCAACAAUUGUUACGUGGCCCUAGAUCGGACAUCACUGUAGAGGCGGUGGCAUUCUCACAUGACUCAAAGCUCAUAAUAUCAGGGUCGAGUGAUAACACCCUCAAGAUGUGGGAUGCAUCGACAGGCAGGGCCCUAAAAUCGCUUACGGGCCAUAAUGCAACCAUCUACGCAGUAGCUUUUUCACACAACGACGACUUAAUGAUAUCCGGAUCAGGAGAUGGUGUCGUUAUACUUUGGAAUCUCGUUGAAGGAACCAGCAACGUAUUGGAGACUCAUACUGGAAUCAUUGGUUCCGUCGCCUUCUCGGAGAACUCAUUGUAUUUCUACACAUCGUCACAAGAUGGUACUGUUAGAAGCUGGAGUUCUACAAGUGGCCAAUGCCAACAAAUAUUACGCGGUCAUAGGGGUCCUGUUUCUUCGGUGGCCAUUUCACCCACUUCGCCCACUUCACCUACCUUUAUAGCAUCAGGGUCGCUUGACGAAACAGUCAAGAUUUGGGAGGCUGAUACAGGGAUAUGCAGACAGACGUUUGCUAGCAAAGGUGCUGGGGUUCGUGCAAUAGCCUUCUCUCAUGACGCGAAUUUCGUCGUAUCUGGCUUGAGUGACGGCACUCUCAAGAUUUGGGAUAUG